This is a messenger RNA of Puccinia triticina, 417 nucleotides long. RefSeq lists its product as uncharacterized. NCBI's taxonomy places the organism in Eukaryota, Fungi, Basidiomycota, Pucciniomycetes, Pucciniales, Pucciniaceae. The record is from RefSeq and is a predicted model, not a curated record. Bases 1 to 417 code for a protein of 138 amino acids. The transcript has 2 exons.
AUGGCUAAGAUCUCAAGCUCGCUUCCUCCCGUUGGCGAGUCAUUCAACCAUCUGGGCCUUGCCUCCAUCAGUUCUCCUACCGCAGCGCUCAUUCUAGCGGCCACGGCUUCAAGCACCAGCUCGAUCAUCCUUCUCAGACUCUGCUCGAUCAAUGGAUGGGUAUCGAGUACAGCCAAGCUGGCUCGGUAUUUUCGUCUCCGUGUCAUCACAGCAGACGAGCUUCGUCGUUCGACUUCCCCGAGAUCCUCUCGAACUUUCCCGAGGAGGAGAUUGAUCUUGUCAAGCAGAUCUAUGGCAAGAGCAAGGCCGGCUUGGACUCUCAUCAGACGAUCGAUGAUGAUGUUAUGUACCCAAUCGCGUGCGUGGAUUGAGCUUGCACAACUACAUGCGUUGUCAUUGCGUAAUGUGAUCACUUGA